This is a messenger RNA of Myotis davidii, 2048 nucleotides long. RefSeq names its product leucine rich repeat containing 70 (gene LRRC70). The record is from RefSeq and is a predicted model, not a curated record. Gene Ontology annotation, molecular function: protein binding. Gene Ontology annotation, cellular component: extracellular matrix. Lineage: Eukaryota; Metazoa; Chordata; Mammalia; Chiroptera; Vespertilionidae.
GAUUUAAAGUUUUAUCUUCUCUUCUUAUAGCCCAUUCUGAUAGGAACAGAAAAGUCAAGAACAGGGCUAUGUGCAGAUUCCAUUUUUUUCUGCCUUGCCUAUGACCCUUUUUUCUUGUUACCUGUAAUCUUGCAUUAUUAAUCCAGGAGAUACUUGCUUGUGUGUCUGUUUGCCAGUUCUGCACUGGGAGACAAACUAACUGCCAUGAUUUAGGCCUUUCAAGUAUUCCCAGGAAUUUUUCUGAAAUUACAGUUUUUCUGUACCUGGGAAAUAACUUAUUUCAUAUAAAUAAAACUGAAUUAACAGGGUUUCAUUCUCUUGUAGUAUUAUAUUAGGAUAAUGCUGGCAUUGUGUGUUUAUAUCCAAAAGCCUUUGUUCAUUUGAGGCACCUCUAUUUUCUAUAUUUAAAUAAUAAUUUUAUGAAACAUUUGGAUCCUAGAAUAUAUGAGGGGCUUUCCAGUCUUUGUAAUUUAUGUUUACAGUGUAAUCUAUCCAUUGUUCCAAGAGGAGUAUUUAAUGAUCUAGUUUCAGUCUUAAAUCUGCAAAGAAAUCACCUUACUCUCCUCGGGAGUGGUACUUUGUUGGCAUGAUUGCUCUUUGGAUAAUUGAUUUAUCCACAAUAACAUUUUUUGAGGAUAUCAGAUACAGGCUUUCAACAUCUUGGAAAUUUGGAUUGUUUGUACCUAGAUGGUAAUAAUUUAGCAAAAGUACCAUUAGAUGCUUUAGAAGUACUUAAGAGUCUUAAAAGACUUGUCAUAAAAGCAAUACAGUCCUUUGCAUUUAAAGGGCUUGUCAACUUGGGAUAUUUGCUUCUGAAAAAUUCAAGAAUUAAAAACAUUACUAGUGAUGGGUUUAAUGGAAUUAACAAUCUUAAACAUUUGCUCUUAAGUCAUAAUGAUUUGGAAAUGUCUGACACAUUUAGAUGUUAAAGAAUUUAAUUUACCUUAAUUAAAUUAGACAGAAGCAGAAUAAUCAGCAUUGAUAAUGAUACAGUUGAGAACAUGGGAGCAUAUUUGAAGAUCCUUAAUCUGUCAUUUAAUAAUCUUACAGACUUACAUCUAAGGGUCCUUAAGCCAUUGCCUUCAUUGACUCAUCUUCAGGCAAAUUCUAAUCCUUGGAAAUGUAACAGCAAACUAUUGGGCCUUCGCAACAACUGGCUAGCAUCUUCAGCCAUUACCUAAACAUCUAUUGUCAGAACCCCCCCAUCCAUGCGUGGCAGAGCAUUGCAUUAUAUUAAGUGGACUGACUGUACAGAUUGCGUUACAUCUUCGACAAAUGUAUCCAGAGCUUGGGCUAUAAAAUCUCUUCAUAUUCAUCACAAGACUACUGCGUUAAUGAUGGCCUGGCGUAAAGUAACCACAAAUGGGAAACACUUGGAAAAUACCAAGAGCAUUUCUUUCGGGGAACAAACUUCACCUUCCAGUAGAGUUUUUCAAGAAAAUACCUUUGCUAAUCCACUAGAGACUACUGCAGUGUUACCUGUGCAAUUACAGCUUACUUCUUCUGUUAACUUGACUUUGGAAAAAACCAGCGCCCUACCAAUUGAUGCUGCUUCAGUGUCAGGGAAGACAUCUCUAAUUUGUACACAAGAAGUUGAAAGGUUAAAUGAGGCUUUUGACAUUUUGCUAGCCUUUUUUAUCUUAGCUUGUAUUUUAAUCGUGUUUUUGAUCUACAAAGUUGUUCAAUUUAAACAAAAACUAAAGACACUAGAAAACUCAGGGGAAAAUAGACUUGAAUACUACAGCUUUUAUCAGUCUGCAAGGUAUAAUGUAACUGCCUCAGUUUGUAACACUUGUCCAAAUUCUCUCGAAAGCCCUGGUUUGGAGCAGAUUCAACUUCAUAAACAAACUGUUCCUGAAAAUGAGGCACAGGUCAUUCUCUUUGAACAUUCUGCUUUAUAAUUCAACUAAAUAGUGGCUGUAAGAAACUUUAGUGCCAUGGACAUGAAUAAAACUGAAGCUUCCUUGUAGAAUUAUAAACUUUAUUUGGAAAUAUAAUGAAUUACAUGAGCUUAACAUUAAUAAAUAAUGUUUUUAAUAACUUGUCAA